This is a messenger RNA of Alnus glutinosa, 1560 nucleotides long. Its product is annotated as (S)-coclaurine N-methyltransferase. Bases 230 to 1297 code for a protein of 355 amino acids. Lineage: Eukaryota; Viridiplantae; Streptophyta; Magnoliopsida; Fagales; Betulaceae. The record is from RefSeq and is a predicted model, not a curated record. The transcript has 8 exons.
UUUUGUGUGGGCAGAAAUUUCCGCUAUGUUUUUUCGUUCUAAAUUAUUCGAGAUUAUAUAAUUAAAAUUAGCUUCGACGAUAACGAUGUUCAAACCCGGAUCACCUGAAUCCUGACGGUUGCGAUACCCUAUCGGGGAAGUCCAGCCGGCCACAAAGAUAAGACUACAAGGCGUUGAAAUCACAGAGCUAGGGAGAGAGAGAGAGAGAGAGAGAGAGAGAGAGAGAGAGAUGGUUGGGCUGAUGCAGGUACCCUACGACGCCACAGUGAGGCUGAUGCUAUCUACACUGGAGCGCAAUUUGCUACCCGACGCUGUGAUACGGAGGCUCACACGGCUGCUAUUGGCCGGCCGGCUUCGCUCCGGUUACAAGCCAUCUUCCGAACUCCAGCUGUCCGACCUCCUCGAAUUCGUACUUUCUCUAAGAGAGAUGCCCAUAGCCAUCAAGACUAACGAGCCAAAGGCUCAACAUUACGAGCUGCCGACCUCUUUCUUCAAGCUGGUCCUUGGAAAUAAUCUUAAAUACAGUUGUUGUUACUUCUCUGAUAAGUCAAAGACCCUAGAGGACGCAGAAGAAGCAAUGUUGGAGCUUUACUGUGAGAGGUCACAGUUAAAAGAUGGUCACGCUGUUCUUGAUGUUGGAUGUGGCUGGGGGUCACUAUCUUUAUACAUUGCACAGAAGUAUAGUAACUGCAAGGUUACAGGGAUUUGCAAUUCAACAACCCAGAAAGCAUUUAUUGAUCAGCAGUGUAGGGAUCUUCAGCUGCAGAAUGUAGAGAUCAUUGUUGCAGAUAUUAGCACAUUUGAAAUGGAAGCAUCCUAUGACCGAAUAUAUUCCAUCGAAAUGUUCGAGCAUAUGAAGAAUUAUAAGGAUCUUCUGAAGAAGAUAUCCAAUUGGAUGAAACAGGAUAGCCUUCUCUUUGUUCACCAUUUCUGCCACAAAGCAUUUGCAUACCACUUUGAGGACAUAAAUGAUGAUGACUGGAUUACUAGAUUCUUCUUUACUGGAGGUACCAUGCCCUCAGCAAAUCUGCUUCUAUAUUUUCAGGAUGACGUUUCAGUUGUUAAUCACUGGCUUGUGAAUGGGAAGCAUUACGCACAGACAAGUGAAGAGUGGCUGAAAAGAAUGGACCAGAAGUCUGCUUCCAUCAAGCCAAUUAUGGAAUCAACCUACGGCAAGGAUUCUGCUGUCAAGUGGACUGUCUACUGGAGAACAUUCUUCAUUGCUGUCGCAGAACUCUUUAAUUACAAUGAUGGAGAAGAAUGGAUGGUUGCACUUUUCUUAUUCAAAAAGAAAUAAAAAGCCAAAGCCAAAAGCUUCUUCCCAAUUGAUUUUCUUAGUCCCUUUGAAGAUGACCUCAAGAGAAAACCAUGUCCAUGUUGAUGUUGGCAGCUGUUUCAUGCGUGAAUACAUUUUCAGCUAGUGCCCAAAUUUGGCAUCCGAAGGAAUAAAAAAUGUUGUCACUCCAUUAUUCUAAUUAACAAUCAGCUGUUUAGACUGGAAAUCAAUUUACUAAGUUCUGCAUAACAAUAAGAUGUUUCAGAAACCUUUUGUGAUUGUAA